Messenger RNA from Striga asiatica, 468 nucleotides. The record is from the annotation of a GenBank genome assembly. NCBI's taxonomy places the organism in Eukaryota, Viridiplantae, Streptophyta, Magnoliopsida, Lamiales, Orobanchaceae.
AUGUUACUUUCAACAGAGACUGAUCUUGAGAGUGUGUGGCAAAGAGAAAUGAACAACAUUAGGGAGGUUAGUUUGUUUGUUGAAGAACUAAGUGAAAAUACAGAAAGUGUUAAUGCACCUGAAAUUGAGAAGGGGGUUGGUGAAGAUGAUAGUGAUGAAACUUUUGAGUGGUUGAAUGAUAGUGAAGUUGAAAAGUUGGAUGACAUCUUGUUUGAUGAAAAUGUGGAUGAAGUUGAGGUUGAGGUUGGGGCUGAGGCAGAGGAGGGUGAGGUUAAGGAUGAGCUGAGAAGGUUGAGGGUGAGGGUGAGAAAGGUGAGGGCGAGAAGUGUGAGGGUGAGGGUGAGAAGGGUGAGGGUGAGGGGUGAGCUUGGGGCUGAGAUUGGGGCUGAGAAGGUUGAUGAGGGUGAGGAGAGUGUUGAAGAUUUAAAUCAGGUUGUGGAUGAUGUAACACCCCGCUUAUCAGAGUAA